Rangifer tarandus platyrhynchus (Svalbard reindeer) is the source of this 1509-nucleotide messenger RNA. The record is from the annotation of a GenBank genome assembly. NCBI's taxonomy places the organism in Eukaryota, Metazoa, Chordata, Mammalia, Artiodactyla, Cervidae.
AUGGAGCUGCCUCCCCGGGGCCGGGCGCCGCCGGACUCCUCGCUGGACAGCGCCUCCCUGACCUCGCUGGACUCCAGCGUCUUCUGCAGCGAGGGUGAAGGGGAGCCCCUGGCGCUCGGGGACAGCUUCACCGUCAACGUGGGCGGCAGCCGCUUUGUGCUCUCGCAGCAGGCGCUGUCCUGCUUCCCGCACACGCGCCUGGGCAAGCUGGCCGUGGUGGUGGCCUCGUGCCGGCGCCGCGGGGCCCUGGCCGCCGUGCCCAGCCCCCUGGAGCUCUGUGACGACGCCAAUCCCGUGGACAACGAGUACUUCUUCGACCGCAGCUCGCAAGCCUUCCGCUACGUCCUGCACUACUAUCGCACCGGCCGCCUGCACGUCAUGGAGCAGCUGUGCGCGCUCUCCUUCCUCCAGGAGAUCCAGUACUGGGGCAUCGACGAGCUCAGCAUUGACUCCUGCUGCCGGGACAGAUACUUCAGAAGAAAGGAGCUGAGUGAAACGUUAGACUUUAAGAAGGACACAGAAGACCAGGAGAGUCAGCAUGAGAGUGAACAGGACUUCUCCCAGGGCCGUUGCCCCACCAUCCGCCAGAAGCUCUGGAACAUCCUGGAGAAGCCUGGGUCAUGCACAGCGGCCCGAAUCUUUGGGGUCAUCUCCAUCAUCUUUGUGGCGGUGUCCAUCGUCAACAUGGCCCUGAUGUCAGCCGAGUUAAGCUGGCUGGACCCGCAGCUGCUGGAAAUCCUGGAGUAUGUGUGCAUCAGUUGGUUCACGGGGGAGUUUGUCCUGCGCUUCCUGUGCGUGAGGGACAGGUGCCGCUUCUUGAGGAAGGUGCCGAACAUCAUAGACCUCCUUGCCAUCUUGCCCUUCUACAUCACUCUCCUGGUAGAGAGCCUGAGUGGGAGCCAGACUACGCAAGAGCUGGAAAACGUGGGGCGCAUCGUCCAGGUUUUGAGGCUGCUCAGGGCUCUGCGCAUGCUCAAACUGGGCAGGCAUUCCACAGGCUUACGCUCCCUUGGAAUGACAAUCACCCAGUGUUACGAAGAAGUUGGCCUGCUGCUCCUGUUUCUAUCUGUGGGAAUCUCUAUAUUUUCAACUGUGGAAUAUUUUGCUGAGCAGAGCAUCCCCGACACAACCUUCACAAGUGUCCCUUGUGCCUGGUGGUGGGCCACAACGUCCAUGACCACCGUGGGAUAUGGAGACAUCAGACCAGACACCACCACGGGCAAGAUUGUGGCCUUCAUGUGUAUCUUAUCGGGAAUCCUUGUCUUGGCCUUGCCCAUUGCUAUUAUUAACGACCGCUUCUCCGCUUGCUACUUCACCUUGAAGCUCAAGGAAGCAGCUGUUAGACAGCGUGAGGCUCUGAAGAAACUUACCAAGAAUAUAGCCACUGACUCAUAUAUCAGUGUGAACUUGAGAGAUGUCUACGCCCGGAGUAUCAUGGAGAUGCUUCGACUGAAAGGCAGAGAAAGAGCAAGUACUAGGAGUAGUGGAGGAGAUGAUUUCUGGUUUUGA